Messenger RNA from Cebus imitator (Panamanian white-faced capuchin), 2689 nucleotides. RefSeq names its product transmembrane protein 52B (gene TMEM52B). The record is from RefSeq and is a predicted model, not a curated record. NCBI's taxonomy places the organism in Eukaryota, Metazoa, Chordata, Mammalia, Primates, Cebidae. The transcript has 4 exons. The coding region runs from base 584 to 1054 and encodes 156 amino acids.
CAUGGGGAGAGAAGAAGGGAGAUUGGCAGGGUGCCUUUCACCCUGCAACAGUCACCCUGGAGUGCUCGGUGAAGGAUUAAGAAUAUUACCAGUUUUCUGAUGAAGCAAAGAACAUAUUUGGUCACCAGCAAUCUGCCUUUGACCAUCCUCAAAGCCAAGAUUUUCAUCACUGUCUAGAAAAAUACCUCAUUCAGAGGACACAUAAGUCCUCUUUGAAUGCCUUCUUUCUGGGAGCAGUGAGAGAAAGAAACUUAGAGAUGUAGAAAGAAUUAAUGGUAUAAAGGAAAGAAAGAAGGCAAAAGGUAGCAAAUGUGGGGGCCAUAGAAAUAGUAAUAAGAAGAGAGAAGAAAACCAGGAAAACAAAAGGGGAGGCAAAGGCCAUAGAAAAUAACAGCCAGAGAGAGGAAGAGAAGACGGAGAGAGAAAGAGAGAGAGAAAAGCUGAUAAAUUGCUGAGAAGUUUCUCUCCUUAAGAAUUCUAAGUCAAGAAGUCAAAUAUGGCACAGAGCAUGGAAAGGAGGCAAUGGAUGCCCAGUGCAAGAUUCUGAAGAAGCCGGAAUUCAGCCCGAUGGGAGUCCGAGUUCAUGUCGUGGCAGCCUCUGCCCUGGUGCAUUUCAUCUUGUUGCCUAACCACAGACUGGGUACAUCUCUGGUAUAUAUGGUUGCUGGUUGUCAUUGGCGCGCUGCUUCUCCUGUGUGGCCUGACGUCCCUGUGCUUCCGCUGCUGCUGUCUGAGCCGCCAGCAGAAUGGGGACAAUGGGGGCCCACCACCCUAUGAGGUCACCGUCAUUGCUUUCGACCAUGACAGCACUCUCCAGAGCACUAUCACAUCUCUGCAGUCGGUUUUUGGCCCUGCAGCUCGGAGGAUCCUGGCUGUGGCUCACUCCCACAGCUCCCUGGGCCAACUGCCCUCCCCUUCGGACACCCUCCCAGGGUAUGAAGAAGCUCUUCACAUGAAUCGCUUCACAGUAGCCAGGUGUGGGCAGAAAGCACCUGAUCUACCCCCAGUCCCUGAAGAAAAGCAGCUGCCUCCAAUAGAGAAGGAGUCAACAUGAAUAGGACCCUCUUGGAACUGACCGGAGCUGUGAUUUUAUAAAUAGGGGUAGAGGUAUGCCCAGAGUCUGUGGGUAAAUGGAUCAUAUUCUCUGCUAACCCUCAGAAGUUUUAGGAUGGCUCUGACACCAUCAUUCUAUGGGAAAGAUGGGUUCUGACUCUUCAUUCACGAGCCUUUAUAUUUUCUGAUACAGAAUGCUCUAACUGGGAACUCUGAUUUUUUAUCCGAUGGCUGAAAUCUGCAAGUAAUCUCUAGUCACACUGAUUACUACUAAACCGGGAAAUCAUCAAGGGUGUCUUGAAUCCCUUCAACUAUUGAGUGCAUAUAAAAUUCCUGUACCCACAUGAUACUGUAAGUUGUGUUUCUCUCUGUCAGCUAAUACAUGCGGUAAACUGGAAAAGAAAGACAGCAGUGUCAGCACAACCAUCGAUAUUAAUGCACUGAAUGCAUUCAUCUUUCCUCCUGAGACAGCAAUAGAUUUUACACUGAAUGACAAUGAUCAUCUUAGCACAACGUACCCACCCGGAUAUCUAAAAUCCAUGGAUGAGAUUGCUGACAUGGGCUAAGAUAACACAGUAUAGUAUUCAAGUGCCAAAUAUCAGUCUUUCUUUCUCUCUGUUCCUACCCAUCAGCAGUAUGAAAAACUCCAUACUGUGCAAGCAACAGAUUAAUUCUUCAGUUCCUCUGCACUGCAAACACCUACGUGUGCACACAUGCAUGUACACAUGAAUCCAGUUUCAACUUUAAAGGAAUAGUGUUGCUUUGCUGCUUUCCUGUUUUGUCUGGACCACCUAAAGCCACAACACCCCUAUAGUGACACACGCUUGUCUCUAGUGGUGGCCCUCACUGCCACCUAGUGGAGGCAUGGUGGAAAAUACACUCUCUCCUUUGAGCCUAUCUGCAAUUCUCUCCAGUUGGAGCAAAAAGUAAAUGCUGAACUAAGCCUGGAUGGGAUGCUUCCCAAUCUAUGCAUAUAACAUAUCACCACCAGAAGUAUAAUUACUGGAAAAUCAAAAAAGUGAUGCACAUUUGGGGAAAAACUACUCACCUUAGAUAAGUCACCAAAAUCCUCUUUUUGUUGAGAUUGAGUUUUGCCCUUAUAGCCCAGACUGGAAUGCAAUGGCACGAACUGGGCUCACUGCAACAUCUGCCUCCUGGGUUAAGCGAUUCUUUUGCCUUAUUUCCCAAGUAGCUGGGAUUACAGGUUCCUGCCACCACACCCAGCUAAAUUUUGUAUUUUUAGCAGAGACGAGGUUUCAGCAUAUUGGCCAGGCUGGUCUCGAACUCCUGACCUCAGGUGAUCCUCCCACUUCGGCCUCCCAAAGUGCGAGAAUUAUAGGCCUGACCCACUGCUCCCAGCCUGAAAUCUUUAAAACAGUUUUCUCACCUAAAAAACAGGGAACAAUAACACCUCAGAAGGUUGUUGUGAAGUUCAAAGAAGUUAAAUAUCUGUGGCAUGAUUUGUAAAGUGCUACGCAUAUGUACGUUAUUCUUCCUACUGUCAUCUAACCUUCCUUUGCCUGCUAUGACUCCUCUGAGAGCUGUGUUCCCAUUUAUCCUUUUGCCAGCUACGUUACUGUUGUAGCACCUGAAGUGGCUUUAUUUUUUUCAAUAAAUAUUUGUUGAUUGAGGUAAA